Nymphaea colorata (pocket water lily) is the source of this 779-nucleotide messenger RNA. RefSeq names its product succinate dehydrogenase subunit 6, mitochondrial. The transcript is spliced from 3 exons. Bases 60 to 512 code for a protein of 150 amino acids. The record is from RefSeq and is a predicted model, not a curated record. NCBI's taxonomy places the organism in Eukaryota, Viridiplantae, Streptophyta, Magnoliopsida, Nymphaeales, Nymphaeaceae.
CGAUUUUGUUGCAGGGAGAGGGAGGAGAGGGGGAACAGAGGGGAAGAGGCAAAGGGACAAUGGCGGAGGGAGGAGAUUCGUUGUCUCCGUCUUGGUGGCAGAGAUUCCUGGAUGAGAAGAAGGAGUACUGGGGCGAGAGGCUCGCUUUCCUCGAGAACUACCGCGAGAUCUACGGCCGGGAGAAGCCCCUUCCCAAAUGGUCCAAAUCCGACGUCGAGGAGUUCAUCGACUCCGAUCCUGUCAACGGCCCUCCGCUUAAACUUGCGCGGGAAGCUGCAAAGAUAUCUGCUGUUGGGAGUGUCAUUGGGGCAGUAUCAACUGCAGGCUUUUCUUGGAAGUAUUCAAAAAGUCCACAUGGUGCUCUGUUGUCUCUUGGAUUUGGGGCAGUCGUUGGCUGGACCUUUGGUCAGGAAAUUGCGAGUCAUUGGUUUCAACUGUACAAGUACGAUACCAUGGCUGCUCAGCUCAAGUUCUUCGACUGGUGGGAGAGCAAAACCGAACGCCGUUCUUAAGUUGGGUAGUUGAACGGCUGAUAAAACUCUGUGUGGUUUCUUUGUUCCAAUAAAAGUGACAAACUCUUGCCAAAUUACAUGACUUCUGUAAGUCGAUUGAAAUGUGCUUUUUAAGUGUUUUUCAAUGCAUCUUCCUCAGCCUGGUCACACUGGCAAAAUUUCCUCCACCUAUCAGCAGCAUGUACAUCUCUAUCUGGUAGAUUGGGUUUGCUAUUGUACCAUUCCUUCUGGAGCUUAUUUUAUAAUUUAUACUUGGUGUUCUUCAAA